This is a messenger RNA of Diversispora eburnea, 315 nucleotides long. The record is from the annotation of a GenBank genome assembly. Lineage: Eukaryota; Fungi; Glomeromycota; Glomeromycetes; Diversisporales; Diversisporaceae.
AUGGCCAUUUUUACUGAUAGACAAGCUAUUGAUAAUAACUAUCUUCAGGCAAUGUUCGUUGCCCUCUUUACACUCCUUAUUAUUUGGGCAGUGGCAAUUGUCGUUUCUGAAUUGCUUCGCAAAGGGCGUAACACUUCUAAUACUUCUAAUACACCAGCUGCUCCACCUGUCGAUGGGCAUUCUGCAGGCCGAAUGAAUAGUCGUUAUAAAAAAGCUACGAAUGCGGUUCGAGAUGCUCUGUUGAUGCUUACUGUGGCAACUCUUGCAACUUUAGCAGGAUACGGGGCAACUAAAGUAAGGGAUAAAUUUCUAUAA